This is a messenger RNA of Protomyces lactucae-debilis, 861 nucleotides long. RefSeq lists its product as uncharacterized. Gene Ontology annotation, molecular function: oxidoreductase activity. The transcript has a single exon. The record is from RefSeq and is a predicted model, not a curated record. The annotation marks the transcript as partial. Lineage: Eukaryota; Fungi; Ascomycota; Taphrinomycetes; Taphrinales; Protomycetaceae.
CUUUGCGAGCUUGAGUGUUCAUCCUUGAGCUUGUGUGGGUUGAGGAUAGAAACUACGUCGCGUGAUGCAAGACAUCUCGACCAGACCCGCACAGCUUACAGAGGCAUUCGAGGCCACCAAAAAGAACAGAUGGACACGCCUUAUGGGACAAUCCUCAAAUGCUAUGCGCUAGCAGGCCCGAUCAGCUACUGGGUGCCUGCACCUUUUGGCCGCUUCAACGUUGCUUCACGCUUCUCGUUGCCAGGACGCGCCUCAUUCAUGAUACAAGAGGUCGUUGGGCCUAUUUGCUUCCUGUACAGAUUGCUGAGCUAUGGUUCGUCGCUGAGCGGUCUCCAGCAAUUGGCAUCAGCCAUGUUCGUGCUCCACUACCUGAAUCGCUCGAUCCUCUUCCCACUUUUUGUACAGCCUAGCUACAGCGAUUCCCAUCUUGGCGUUGUGCUAUCAGCUGGGCUGUGGCAGCUAUGUAAUGGCACUAUACAAGCAAUGGCUGUCCAUAAGCUGCCGUCCGUGAGUGGUCUCAGGACCACAUUGGCCCUGCUGGUCUUUGCUGUUGGCAUAUUUGGCAACAUCUAACAUGACCGCAUCCUUGCCAGGCUGCGGUCUAAGCCAGGCAGCAAAAAGUAUGGCAUACCGCAUGGCGGCCUCUUCAGUCUCGUCUCUUACCCACACUACCUUUGCGAGUGGAUCGAAUGGACCGGCUAUGGUCUACUCAUUGGCCAUGCAGGCUCAUACGCUGGCUUCUGGUUCGUCUUCCUUGAAGUGAUGGUGAUGCUGCCGCGUGCUCUUCUGGGCCACGCCUGGUAUGCGACACAGGGUCUUCACCUGCCUCCAUCCCGGCGUGCCAUCCUACCGUAUCUGCUG